Messenger RNA from Carcharodon carcharias (great white shark), 3908 nucleotides. Its product is annotated as ubiquitin-like modifier-activating enzyme 1. The coding region runs from base 243 to 3305 and encodes 1020 amino acids. The transcript has 25 exons. Gene Ontology annotation, cellular component: cytoplasm; nucleus. Gene Ontology annotation, biological process: DNA damage response; protein ubiquitination; ubiquitin-dependent protein catabolic process. The record is from RefSeq and is a predicted model, not a curated record. Gene Ontology annotation, molecular function: ubiquitin activating enzyme activity. Lineage: Eukaryota; Metazoa; Chordata; Chondrichthyes; Lamniformes; Lamnidae.
UUGUUUUCGGAAUCUCCCUGCCGGAUCAAGUGGAGCCAGUAUCGUUGAGCUGAGCUCUGGCCACAGUUCUCCCCAUCGCCGAAGGGCCUUUCCUCAGUGACAGGAGUCAGUCCAGGCGGGUCGGUCAGUCUGCGAAUCCGUGCUUUCGGUGCCACCUUUAAUACCUGUGGGUUAUUCGGAUCUCACAGCGCCGGCUGAGCUCCACAGUGAAUCGCUGGGUGAGAGUCAACUACUUGCAGACCAUGGAUACUAAUGAGAAUUCCACAGAGAUUGAUGAAGGCCUUUAUUCCAGGCAACUAUACGUGCUGGGCCAUGAGGCCAUGAAAAGGAUGAAGAAUUCAAAGGUGUUGAUCUCUGGGAUGCAGGGGCUCGGUGUGGAGAUCGCCAAGAACAUCGUCCUUGGCGGGGUGAAAUCAGUCACGGUUCAUGAUGAAGGGAACGCGGAAUGGAAAGACCUCUCCUCUCAGUUUUACCUGACAGAAGAUGAUAUCGGGAAGAACAGGGCAGAAGCAUCGGAGCGGCACCUUGCAGAACUCAACAGUUAUGUUCCUGUAUCCUCGUAUACCGGGAAGCUGACUGAAGACUUCCUGUAUCAAUUCCAGGUGGUAGUGCUGACCAGUUCCUCGCUGGAGGACCAGUUGCAGAUCGGGGAUUUUUGUCACAGGAGUAACAUCAAAUUCAUCGCGGCGGAUACUAAAGGCUUGUUCGGCCAACUGUUCUGUGACUUUGGGGAGGAAUUCAUAGUGACUGACCUAACAAGCGAAGAGCCACAGCAUGCUAUGGUAGCAUGGAUCACCAAGGACAAUCCUGGCCAGGUUACUUGCUUGGAUGACGUGGUCCACGGAUUUCAUUCUGGGGAUUAUGUAACCUUCUCCGAGGUUCAGGGCAUGACGGAACUGAAUAACUGUGAACCCAUUAAAGUCCAGGUUAAUGGUCCUUAUUCCUUCUCCAUCGGCGACACAAGUCACUUCAGCGAUUACGAGAAAGGCGGGAUGGUGACAGAAGUGAAAAUACCGCAGAAAUUGAUGUUUAAACCCUUUGGGGAGGCACUGAAGGAGCCGACAUACCAGAUUACAGACUUUGGGAAAGUGAACAGACACGGAACCCUACAUCUUGCCUUCCAGGCUCUCCAUCAGUUUGUGAGAGAGUACGGCCGACUCCCCGAACCCUGGGGAAGGAACGAUGCAGAACGUUUAGUAGCCACUGCAAACAAACUGAGUGAGGAGUACCCAUUAAUCCUCAAUGAGAAGCCCCUGAAUGAGGAGCUAGUGAGAAAACUGGCCUAUGUUGCCACGGGCAACCUGAGUCCCAUCAAUGCAUUCAUUGGCGGUGUCGCUGCACAGGAAGUGAUGAAGGCCUGUACUGGAAAGUUCAUGCCCAUCAACCAGUGGAUAUACUUUGAUGCACUUGAGUGUUUACCUGAAGAAAAUGAAGAAUCCCUUUUAACUGGAGAAACCUGUCAGCCUAGAGCUUGUCGUUACGAUGGGCAGAUUGUGAUAUUUGGAGCUGACUUUCAGGAGAAGCUGAAAAGACAGAAAUACUUCCUGGUAGGCGCUGGUGCCAUUGGGUGUGAGCUGAUGAAGAAUUUUGCCAUGAUUGGCCUGGGAGCAGGAGAAGACGGGAGCAUUAUAGUGACUGACAUGGACACCAUCGAAAGAUCUAACCUCAACCGGCAGUUCCUCUUCCGACCCGGUGACGUUACGAAAAUGAAGUCCCAGACAGCUGCAGCAGCAGUGAGAAAGAUGAAUCCUUCUGUGCGAAUCACAGCCCACGAAAACCGUGUUGGACCAGAGACUGAGGACAUCUAUAACCAGGAUUUCUUUGAGAAUCUGAAUGGAGUGGCGAAUGCAUUGGAUAAUGUGGAAACUCGCAAUUACGUGGAUAGCCGCUGUGUGUUAUACCAGAAGCCAUUGCUGGAGUCGGGGACUCUGGGCACACAAGGAAAUGUACAGGUCAUCGUUCCUCACCUUACAGAGUCCUAUCGGUCCAGUGGGGACCCUCCAGAAAAAUCUAUUCCCAUCUGUACGCUCAGGAAUUUUCCCAAUGCUAUUGAGCACACGUUGCAGUGGGCCCGGGAUGAAUUUGAAGGAUUAUUCAAACAGCCAGCGGAAAACAUCAACAAGUAUCUCAAAGACCGUUCUUUUAUUGAUCAUGCAAUGGCGCUACAGGAAGGUCAGGCUUUGGAAAUCCUGGAAGGUGUUUACAAGAGUCUGGAUACCGAUAAGCCCGAGUCCUGGGCCGACUGCGUGGCCUGGUCCAGGAGACACUGGCAGACACGAUACAACAACAACAUCCGGCAGCUCCUGCACAAUUUCCCACCGGAGCAGGUUACAUCUUCAGGAGCUCCUUUCUGGUCGGGUUCAAAGAGAUGUCCUCAUCCUCUGGAAUUUGAUCCCAACAAUCCCCUCCACAUGGACUACAUUGUAGCAGCAGCUAACCUGCAAGCGGAGAACUAUUUUAUACCAGGCUCUCGGGACAGAGCGGAAAUCCAGAAGGUACUCUUAUCCGUUGAUGUUCCUCCAUUUACCCCAAAAUCAGGGGUGACAAUCCACACCAGCGAUGCAGAGAUGGAGGCAGCUGGAGGUUCAGCAGAAAGCGAGUGUGUGGCGGAACUAAAAGAACUCCUUUCCUCUCAUAAGAACACCCUACUUGAGAUGCAACCCAUUGACUUUGAGAAGGAUGAUGACACAAACUUCCACAUGGAUUUCAUUGUCGCUGCAUCCAACCUGAGGGCAGAGAAUUACAACAUUCCAGCUGCCGAUCGCCACAAGAGCAAGCUGAUUGCCGGAAGGAUCAUCCCUGCCAUCGCCACCACCGCAGCUGCAAUCGUCGGCCUAGUGUGUUUGGAGCUCUACAAGGUGGUGCAGGGUCACAGGCCAAGAAAUGCCUUCAGGAACGGCUUCAUCAACUUGGCCGUGCCUUUCUUUGCUUUCUCUGAGCCCAUGAGAGCUGCCACACAGAGGUACCGUGACAAAGAAUGGACAUUGUGGGAUCACAUAAGUGUACAAGGCAUCAAACCAAAUGGUGAAGAGAUGACACUGGCAGAGUUCCUGGAUUACUUUAAGGAAAAACAUGAUCUGGAGGUUACUACAGUCGUCUGCGAGGCCUGGAAUGUUUUCGCACCACACAUGAGUCAGGAGACACAGGAGGAGCGAUUAUCUCAGAGAUUGUCAGAGAUUGUGACGAUGCUCAGUAAGAAGAAGAUCGAGGAACAUGUGAAGUCCCUAAAGUUUGAGAUAGACUUUAAAACUGAGGAAGAUGAAGAAGAUUUUGAUCUUCGCACUGUUUUCUACCAGAUCCAGUGAAACGGCAGGGUAUUGAGACUUCCACCCUGUCCCUCUCACCCAGCCACUUGCACUAGUUUCUGAUAGUCUUUUAGAAAUCUCAGCAUUGUUGGUCUAUCAACAUUGCAAAGCUUGGAUAUUUUUAAAUGCUACUGUGUUUUCUCUCACAAAAAUAUUUUAUGAAGGUAAUAAUCCAGUGAAGCACCACAACUAAUGGUUUAGGUUCCCACUGUUGUGUGCGGACACUUAAUUAUCAUUAAAAAGUGAUGCCAAAGUUCAGACUGUGGACAGUCAAAAGCCUACAUUUCAGAUUGUCUUAAACUCUGACAGCAAUCCUCUUUAAAGUAACCUCCAGCAGAAAAUCUAGACUGCACUGUUGUUUCAUUCCAGGAUCUAGAUUUGAAUCCAACCCAGAUUGAGGGGAUGAAUAUAUCUUCUGUAUAUUUCUUUUUGUUCACUGUAAAGAUGCCAAGUGGCAUGAACUGGAGCAGUCACAACUUACCAAGGCUUCUUAGACAGCACCUUCCAAACCCACGACUGCUACCAUCUAGAAGGACAAGGGCAGCAGACAGGUGGGAACACCACCACCUGUAAGUUCCCCUCCAAGCCGCUCACCAUCCUGAC